Papaver somniferum (opium poppy) is the source of this 909-nucleotide messenger RNA. RefSeq lists its product as uncharacterized. NCBI's taxonomy places the organism in Eukaryota, Viridiplantae, Streptophyta, Magnoliopsida, Ranunculales, Papaveraceae. The transcript has 2 exons. The record is from RefSeq and is a predicted model, not a curated record. The coding region runs from base 1 to 909 and encodes 302 amino acids. Gene Ontology annotation, molecular function: RNA-DNA hybrid ribonuclease activity; nucleic acid binding.
AUGCUGACUUACAAUGAUAGAGAAGUUCAGGUGGAAGGGAGGAUAAUUGAUAGGAAAAUAUGGAAGUCUAUUUGGAGUUGUAAAGCUGCUCAGAGAAUAAAACUCUUUGCAUGGAAGUGUAUAAGGGGUUUGCAUUCAACAAAAUAUAAGAGGGCUUUGUUCAACAGUGACCUUGAAACCAAUUGUGACAUUUGUGGUCACAAUGAAGAAACGAUCGAGCACAUCAUCUUAGAAUGUAGGCAUGCUAGAACAGUUUGGAGAGGGAUAAAUAUCAAUAUAGAUGCAGUUAGAGCCAGCCAUAAUUCAGUUUCAGAAUGGGUUACUAGUUGGUUUUCUCAUCAAAAUCGAAACAAAGAGGAAAGAUGGCUUUAUUCACUUAUGAUUGGAGCUUGGAUAAUUUGGAAGGAUCGUUGUGAUAUUGUUUUUCAGGGAGUUUCUCUUAACCCUUGCAAUACAGUACACAUGAUGCAUUAUCAUCUUACUCUACAUUUGCAGGAAUCUCAUUCUGCUGUUUUAAGUAAUGUUAUUGCGUCUAGAUGGAAACCACCAUUAGAUAAUAUUUUUAAAUACAAUAUAGAUGGCUCUUUUGACCAUGAUACUAACCAAUUUGGUAUUGGCAUUGUGUUGCGGGAUUCUACAGGUCGCUGUAUUGGGGCAAAAAGGAAUUAUGGAAAUGGAGCCCUAAGUCUAGAGGCUGUUGAUCAUUCACUUGUCAUCCAGUGGGAGAAUAGGAAUUUAGUAAAGGAGAUUAAGUACUUAAGUUCUACUUUCAGUUUAUGCACUUUUGAUUAUGUCAGUAGAGAUGACAAUCAGGUAGCAAAUUCAUUAGCAAAGUCAGCUAAAGAAACCAAAAUCUCUGCUGAAUGUUUUAAAGAUUUUGAUUCUAUCAUAUGUAGUCUCCUAGCAUGA